AUGGCGUCCAUCAACCGAUCACUACUCAUCACUCUGAUCUCAAUCUACCUCGGCGCCACCAUCAUCGCCUUGAAAUUCCACGAUAUCCUCCCGAUAUACGGCCUACCAAAGGGGAUCCUCCCCAACGCCGUCCAAUCGUACUAUAUCAUCCCCACCGACGGUACCUUUUCCGUUCAGCUCACGCGUCCCUGCUUCGUUACAUUCGGCGUUCAGAUCGUCUUCUACAACAUGAACAUCAUAGGCAGAUUGAGUAAUGGAUCGGUCUCUGUCGUCUCUGGUAUUGAAGAAAAAGAAUCUUUGUCGUGGAUGAGUGUUUCGGGUAUGGAUAUGGAAUCGGGUUCUGAUAUGCUCGUGUUUAAUGUUACGGGUGGUUUGCGGAAGAAAUUCCCUGCUGCUUUGUUCAAGGAUGUGCCCGAUUGUGAUAGUGAAGCUUACACACAUGAAUCAGAAUCCCACUCUCAGUCGAUUUAA
Molecule: messenger RNA, 471 nt
Organism: Lactuca sativa (garden lettuce)
Lineage: Eukaryota; Viridiplantae; Streptophyta; Magnoliopsida; Asterales; Asteraceae
Source: RefSeq, a predicted model, not a curated record